AUGGUCAGACAUGUUUUAGAUGGUUUCUUUCCUACAGCAUCCAAUGGAGUUGUGCUGGCCACAGAGAAGAAGCAGAAGUCAGUGCUGUAUGAUGAACACAGUGUGCACAAGGUGGAGAUGAUCACCAAGAAUGUCACAAAAAUUUACUCUGACCUUACUCCUGCAUAUUUGCCCAGGUUGUUGGUGCGCCAUGCCAGGCGGAUCGCACAGAACUACUUCCUGACGUACCAGGAACAGAUCCCCACCACCCAGCUGGUGCAGAAGGUGGCUUACGUCAUGCAGGAGUACACGCAGUCCGGAGGAGUGCGGCCGUUCGGAGUGUCGCUGCUGGUUGCAGGAUGGGAUGAGGAUCGGCCUUACCUGUUCCAGUGCGAUCCCUCUGGGGCAUACUUUGCCUGGAAAGCCACUGCAAUGGGGAAGAACUUCAUCAAUGGCAAGACAUUCCUGGAGAAAAGGUACAAUGAGGACCUAGAGUUGGAAGAUGCAGUGCACACAGCUAUUCUAACACUCAAGGAGAGUUUUGAAGGCCAGAUGACGGAAGACAACAUAGAAAUCGGCUUGUGUAAUGAGAACGGGUUUCGUCGACUCAGCCCCAGUGAAGUCAAGGACUACCUGGCCUCGAUAGCGUAGAUGGUUGUACUGUAUAUACUGUUCUUUGCAACAAGCCUACUAGUAUAAGAACUCUGUUACGCACCCAAAACCUCUAGUUUAAGAAAUAGAAAGGGCAAGUGGUGAAUGUUUGCAGAUGUUUAUUAUUUACAAGGGUCUAUUAUCACAUUAUAAGCUUUCAAGUGAUUAGAAAAGAAAUGUUUUGUGUAUUUCUUUGACUCCAAAAUAGUUAUGUGUCUUUGGUUAUUUAGUGACAUCAGUAGAAAUUCCAAUGUCAGAGCAAAUGUUGUACUUUGUUGGUGAAAGGAAUCUAUUGGUUGUCAGUCAACAUCAAGAAUUACUGUAAAUGUUCAAAAUGUUUGCAGUUGUUUUAUUUUCGAAUCUACAUCUCACAGCAAAUAUGGGGCACCAUGAGAAUGUGCGUUUCGUAUUACCACUACGUUAUUGCGAAUCUAAAACUGUCUUUCCCCUCUUAGUAAGAAAUUGAGUCCUCGCAAGAAUAGAUAUACUUACAGUAUGAUAGGCCUUUGUAAAGAAUAACAUCAAAAUACUUAAUCACACUGGAGUUUAAAAACAAUAUCAGAUAAAACAACAUCAUACAAAAUUACAAAGUACAUGUAGUUGACAAUUUAGAAUUGCUAUGAUUCAAUCUAUCUCCGUGUGCAACAGUUAUAUGUCUUUGUUCUUGCAGAAUAAAUACUGAUGGAAGAAAAACAAA
Branchiostoma floridae (Florida lancelet) is the source of this 1327-nucleotide messenger RNA. RefSeq names its product proteasome subunit alpha type-2-like. The record is from RefSeq and is a predicted model, not a curated record. The coding region runs from base 1 to 630 and encodes 209 amino acids. Lineage: Eukaryota; Metazoa; Chordata; Leptocardii; Amphioxiformes; Branchiostomatidae. Gene Ontology annotation, cellular component: proteasome core complex; proteasome core complex, alpha-subunit complex. The transcript is spliced from 8 exons.